GCCGUCCGCUCCUGCACCCAAGGCGCAGCACCGCACGCUCUCUCUCUCUCUCUUCUUUCUCUCUCUAUCUGCGCGUCUCGACUUCUGGUUCGAGCUUGUGCUUAGCUUUGCAAGAGCAGACGAAGCCGAGGCGAGAGGAUCGAGCAGCGUUGCAGCGGAGCGACCGAGCGAGCAUGUCGUCGUCGGCCGUGCAGUUCGCCGCCGCUUCUCGCGACGGCCACGAGAACAACGGCGGCGGCGGAGGGGACAGCAGCGGCGAGCGGCUCGACCCCACCGCCGUCCUCCUCCCCGUCGAUCCCGGGGCCCCCGACCUGUCCCUCCCCCGGGAGACCUUCCUCCGGGCGGCCCUCUCUCUCAAGGACCAGGUGGUGCAGGCGACGUGGCGCGAAGGCGGAGCGGCCGAUCCGACCGCGUACACGGGGCUGCUGGGGACGGCGUUCCUGUGCCUGAGGUCGUACGCGGCCACCGGCGACCGGGCCGACCUGCUGCUGUCGGCCGAGAUCGUCGACGCGUGCGCUUCCGCGGCGCGUGCUUCCACGAGGCAUGUGACGUUUUUAUGUGGUAAAGGAGGGGUGUUCGCGUUGGGCGCGGUGGUUGCCAAUCUUCUGGGGGACCAUCAUAAGCGUGACUUCUUCCUCAACCUAUUCCUCGAGGUGGCACAAGAGAGGGCUCUCCCGGUUGGACCUGAGGAGGGCGGUUUUGGGAUGUCGUACGACCUUCUCUACGGCCGAGCUGGUUUCCUGUGGGCGGCUCUAUUUCUGAACAAGAACCUGGGAGAGGAGACGGUGCCGAACAAUGUUCUGAUGCCUAUUGUUGACGCCGUGCUGGCUGGGGGCAGGGCCGGUGCGUCCGAUAUCGCUACGUGCCCAUUGAUGUACAGAUGGCAUGGGACCCGGUACUUGGGCGCAGCCAACGGCCUCGCUGGAAUCUUGCAAGUGUUGCUUCACUUUCCACUCUGCGAAGAGUACCUCGAGGAUGUUAAGGGGACUUUGAGGUAUAUCAUGAGCAAGAGAUUUCCGCACAGUGGGAAUUACCCAUCGAGCGAAGGGAACCCGAGGGACAAACUGGUUCAGUGGUCUCACGGUGCGACGGGGAUGGCCAUCACUCUAUGCAAGGCAUCACAGGUUUUUCCACAUGACAGAGACUUCCGUGAUGCGGCCAUAGAGGCGGGGGAAGUUGUGUGGAAGAACGGGCUCGUGAAGAAAGUGGGGCUUGCUGAUGGCAUUUCAGGGAACGCGUACGCCUUUCUCUCGCUGUAUCGCUUGACGGGGGAGAGAAUCUACGAGGACAGAGCCAGAGCGUUUGCGAGCUUCCUCUACCACGAUGCCAACAAGCCCGUCGGCACGGGGCACGGGCACGUUGCGGACUAUGCCUUCUCCCUUUACCAAGGGCUCGCCGGGGCGGCUUGCCUCUGGUUCGAUCUCGUUGACGCGGAGAACUCCAGAUUCCCAGGGUACGAGCUAUAAGGGAAGGAACGCGAAUGCGAACACACGAGAGUUUACGUAUAGCUCUUUCGUGUACAUACUAAUGAGAGGUAUGCCGUUACAAAUCACGUACGCUGUUGCUCUAUUGCUACAGUCAAUAUAUGUAAGGAUUGCAACUUGACAAUCCCACGUUUGAGGCAAGAAAUUGGUAUCCGAAAGACAUCAUCCGUGAUGUUUCCAUGUACCACAAACAAACAGAUGAGAAACCUGCGAAUUGAGUUUCAUGCUA
This is a messenger RNA of Eucalyptus grandis, 1713 nucleotides long. RefSeq names its product lanC-like protein GCL1. The transcript has 5 exons. The record is from RefSeq and is a predicted model, not a curated record. Gene Ontology annotation, biological process: carbohydrate metabolic process; peptide modification. Bases 174 to 1466 code for a protein of 430 amino acids. Gene Ontology annotation, cellular component: plasma membrane. Lineage: Eukaryota; Viridiplantae; Streptophyta; Magnoliopsida; Myrtales; Myrtaceae.